Messenger RNA from Cucurbitaria berberidis CBS 394.84, 16524 nucleotides. RefSeq lists its product as uncharacterized. Bases 204 to 16382 code for a protein of 5392 amino acids. Gene Ontology annotation, cellular component: cytoplasm. Gene Ontology annotation, molecular function: phosphopantetheine binding; catalytic activity. NCBI's taxonomy places the organism in Eukaryota, Fungi, Ascomycota, Dothideomycetes, Pleosporales, Cucurbitariaceae. Gene Ontology annotation, biological process: secondary metabolite biosynthetic process; amino acid activation for nonribosomal peptide biosynthetic process. The transcript is spliced from 3 exons. The record is from RefSeq and is a predicted model, not a curated record.
AGUGCCCCGUAGUUUCUCAUCACUUAGAUGUACUAGAGGAGCCUAUAUUUUUCACGUCUUCAAGUAUAGAGGCCGAACAAGCAACUUCGUCAGAUUUGACCUUGUCCAAGUCUUCCUGACAUAUUGUUGUGGCUUGUUGGCACAGUUACUUUUGGUGCACUACUUCCAUCAGCUCCUUGACCUCCUAAUUCGCAGCAAACAAAAUGCUCCAAAUCAGCCAACCAAGUCUUGAGCUAUCCAUCCUGAAUAGACAUCCUUCAGUGAUCGAAGGCCCAAGUCUGCUACACGACCUAGUACGAGCUUGCUCUGACAGACCCGCUAUCAACUUCCUGGAAAAUGGUUCGAAACGACGGACGUUGUGCUACCAGACACUGCACGCCUUGAGCGAUACUCUCGCUGGCAAGAUCACUAGAAUCCUGGCAAAGCUCGAAAGUGCCUCGCCAAUCAUUCCGGUCUUUUUACCACAGUGUCCCGAGCUCUACAUUGUUUUGUUAGCAAUUCUAAAGGCAGGGAAAGCAUUCUGUCCCCUGAAUCUCGACACGCCUGCGGAGCGACUCAAUUUUGUUCUUCAGGAUGUUUCGGCAGAUCUAAUAAUCACCACGUCGACAUGGGGCGAGAAGAUACGAGCAUAUACAGGCAUCCGAGCAAUGCUUGCUGACGUUGAGCUUUCUGAGCGCGACGAUGAACCACUUCCUCAGUUACCACGAGUAGGCCACAACAACCUGGCCUAUGUCCUGUAUACUAGUGGUUCCACUGGACUACCCAAGGCUGUGAGCGUGUCACAUCGAGCCGUGACCCAGAGUCUCUUGGCCCACGAUCGUCACAUUCCAGACUUUGCUCGCUUUCUUCAGUUUGCCGCCCCUACGUUUGACGUGUCGAUCUUCGAAAUCUUCUUCCCAUGGUUUCGCGGACGAACCCUGGUAGGAUGUACACGCGCCCAAAUGAUUGAAGAUCUUCCAAGGAUCAUCAAUGUCCUUGAAGUGGAUGCCGCCGAACUCACGCCGACAGUUGUGAGCAAUCUUCUUCGUGGUCGGUCAAGCGUGCCUAACUUGAAACUAUUACUCACCAUCGGCGAGAUGCUUACUCAACAUGUUGUUGAUGAGUAUGGCGGGAACGAGAGCAAGGAGAGCAUGUUGUGGGCCAUGUACGGACCCACGGAAGCGGCAAUUCACUGCACCUUGCAGCCACAGUUUUCGGCAUCUUCAUCCACUGGCACAAUAGGGACACCGCUUGACACGGUCUCGGUCUUCAUAGUCGCUCCAUCUCACGAAGGCGAUGUUGCAGUUAACUACGAGGUUCUUCCAAUAGGCCAGGUGGGUGAGCUUGUUGUUGGAGGCCCACAAAUCGCCCAAGAGUAUCUUAAUCGUCCAGAGCUGACCGCAACAUCCUUCAUCGACCACCCGGAUUAUGGUCGCUUAUAUCGGACAGGCGAUCGAGCAAAAGUGCGUGGCGACGGGAGCCUGGAAUGUUUGGGGCGUGUUGUUGCGGGCCAAGUCAAAUUGAGAGGUCAAAGGGUUGAGCUUGGCGAAAUCGAAAAUAUCAUCAUGAAGAUCGAUGCUUGUCACACGGCUGCGGUCAUGGUUAUCGAAGAAGUUCUAGUCGCCUUUUGCGCUACUGACUACCGCAAACUCUCCCGCGCAGACAUCCUUGAAACCUGCAAACGUUGGCUCCCAAGUUUCAUGGUCCCAUCAGACGUAGUGUUCGUAUCCAGCAUACCGCAGCUCCCAUCAGGCAAAAUAGAUAAGAAGGCAUUGGGGUCGAAUUAUCUGCGCACGCUUCAUUGCAAUGGCACUUCCGUAUCAGAUACAGACGAUCGCGUGGGUUCUGCUGUUUCUCGUAUACUCCGGAAACAUACGACGCGCAAUCUGGAAAUGAGUUCAACUCUUGCAUCUGCCGGGCUGGACUCGCUCCAGGCUAUUCGCAUAGCAUCAGCUCUACGCCAAGAGGGUUACAAGCUUGGUGCGAUCGAUAUAUUAAUGGCGACCACCCUUGGUGAUCUCAUUGCCUUUUGUAGAAACUGCGAAAGCACGACAAGCUUUGAGAACACACCAGAGGUUCUGCCUGGCAACUCAAAACAACCCGAGCAUCCUGAACUCAAGCGCUGGCGUGCAGAGAUUGCUCAGGUUCUUCCAUGCACUCCGUUGCAGGAAGCCAUGCUUGCAGAAACAACAGCUAGGCCUAGUGCCUACUGCAACUGGAUCGAGAUCGAGCUUCCAGUUUCGCGCGCAUAUGACCAGAUCCAGGAUGUACUUCGAUCUCUCGCUCAGGCCAACGAGAUUCUACGUACUGGCUUUCAUUCUACAGUCCAACAUACGGGGACGUUCGUUCAGCUUGUGUGGAAGAGUUUGAAGGACUCUCAAAUCCAAGAGGUAGCCGCUUUUUCCAAAGCUUACUCUUUAGGGUCUGACGAGUCGCUAUUACGCCCCCUAAGCGUUCAAGUGAAGACAGGUCCCCAGAAGGCACGACUCCUUUUCCAGAUACACCAUGCCUUGUACGACGGAUGGUCGUUUGACCUUUUACUUCAGGAUCUCGACAAGCUUUUGCGCGAAGAGCGAGCUAUGAAGCGGCCGCAAUAUCGGGAUAUUGUUCAAUACUACACACGCGAACAACGAGCGAGCGAAGACAAAAGCGCCAAGGAGUACUGGGCUAGCCUGCUUUAUGAUCACGUCCCUGUGUCUCUUCCGAACUACAAUGGAAAAAUAAUUCACAGUACAGGCGUUCGUGCUGUUUCUGGACGCUCCGCGAUCAGCGUCGAUACAUUAUUCGAACGCGCCAAGGAGCUUGCGAUUAACCCCCAAGUGUUCUUUCAGGCAGCGGCUGCAUACGUUUUGUCACUUUACAUGGGCUCGACUGAUGUAGUACUUGGUAAUGUUACUUCGGGCAGAACAAUCCCUGUGUCCGGCGUCGAAGAUAUCCUUGGUCCUUGCAUAGCUUCACUUCCAUUUCGUUUGGACUUUCGACACCUCUCUCGCGUUCAAGACAUCUUGCACAAAAUACAGAAUCUCAACCGAGAUGGCUUGCAACAUUGCUCCUUGCCCCUGCGUGAAAUAGCAAGGGUGACAAAUGUGCCGCCAGGGACGCGUUUAUUUGAGGUACUAUUUGUGUGGCAACAGACCUUGAAUCCCAUCGUUGAAUCAUCGACUGCCGCGAAGAUUGUCGAUAGUGCAGAUGAUCUGGAGUACACGAUCACGCUCGAAUUUGAACCUCACCAGGACUAUAUAUCGUUUCGCACCAUUUUCGAUCCAUCGAAGAUUCCUGAGGACCAGGUCAAAUACUUGUCGCGACAUAUUGACGAGGUCGUUCAUUUAUUCCUUCAGGAUACCAACUGCAAGGUGUCUGAGAUUAGCAAGUGUUUUACCAACAACUCUUGCUCCAUCGCCAAUCCCGAACCUCGUCAAAAGUCUAUUCCAAAUGGACCAUCGUACGCAGUUGAGGUGUGGGCUAUGAAAUCUCCAGAAAAAGAGGCAGUUGCUUUCGGUCAUAUUGUUAACGGCGUUAUGGAGAUCAAGAACUCACUCACAUACAGCGCGUUAAAUUCCCGUGCAAACCAGUUUGCUCGAGUUCUUUCGGAACACGGCGUUGGCCAAGAUCAGCUAGUGGGUGUCAUUAUGGAGAAAUCCGUUGACUUCUACGUCGCUAUCCUCGCCAUACUGAAACUUGGCUCGGGCUACUUACCUCUGGUUCCCGAUACCCCUCUUGAUAGAAUACACACGAUUCUAGGCGACGCUAACGUCGCGAUUUGCGUUAGCGAGUCUGCAAUCUCGGCUUCUUUUCGACAAGGUCUUUCCACUAAGAUUAUAGACUUGGACUCUGUCGAUCUUUCAUGCUAUUCUGAUGAAGCCUUAAGAACUCCAUACAACGGCUCGCACGUCGCCUAUGCCGUCUUCACAAGUGGAAGCACUGGCACACCUAAGGGUGUUCUCGUGACACAGGACAAUUUGAUGAGCAACCUAGAGUAUCUCGCAAGUAUAUAUCCAUUCUCGGAGGAUUCAAAGAUGCUCCAGGCUUGCUCACAAGCUUUUGAUGUUUCCGUCUUCGAGAUCUUCUUUUCCUGGCACGUCGGCAUGUGCUUGUGCACAGCUAGUAAAGACGAUUUGUUCCGGGACUUGGAAGCUGCAAUUAAUCGCUUAGGUGUCACGCACCUCAGCCUUACACCGACCGUUGCAGCACUAGUGGACCCGGAGAAUGUGCCAAAGGUGGAGUUCCUUGUGACUGCUGGAGAAGCCUUAACAGAACGCGUUCGCAGAAGAUGGGCAGGCAAAGGCUUGUAUCAAGGCUAUGGUCCCUCCGAGACCACCAACAUUUGUACUGUUAAUGCGUCGGUCACUCCCACGGAUGAGAUCAACAAUAUUGGCCCGCCUUUUGACAACACUUCAGCGUUUGUGCUAGACCCGGAUAGCGAAUUCAUCCUUCCACGUGGUGCCAUUGGGGAACUCUGCUUUGGUGGAGCGCAGGUCUUUCGAGGCUAUCUCAACAGACCGGAGUUAAACGCCACCAAAAUCAUUGAGCAUCCUUCGUACGGGCGGAUUUAUCGAUCAGGAGAUAUGGGCAUACUCCUCGGCGAUGAUUCCAUCCUCUUCUCUGGUCGUUUGGACGAUCAAGUAAAGAUUCGCGGGCAGCGGGUCGAGCUUGGAGAGAUUACAUCUGCUAUCCUCGAUCACAACAGAGUCCAGGAUUGUGUGACUCUUCUCGUGUCGCUCCCCAACACAGCAAAGGCCCUAGUCAACUUUUGGGUACCUACUGGGCUUACCAUGGAUUCAGUAGAACUUUUACAGCCCGAAGAGUUUCGAACCGUGAUCGUGGAGUUGUUCACGUCCUUGUCGCAUCGGCUUCCUUCGUAUAUGGUCCCCUCACACGUCCUCCCCAUAUCGCGCAUUCCGAUGACGGCACAGGCUAAGAUUAAUAAGCGGCUUCUUCACAGCAUGCUAGAAAGCUUGCCAGAAGGCGCACUGAUCCAUACCACCGAGCCACAAGAUACUGAUGAAGUGGCUGAUCCGUCUUCAGAAUGGGAGAAUAGGGCUACCGCAGUUCUAGCCCGAGCGCUUGACUUGCCUCUAAGCGAGAUUCGUAGAACGUCUUCCUUUUUCAGCUUGGGACUCGACUCCAUAUCGGCCAUAAGCUUCUGCAACUCUCUCAGGGCGGCAGAUUUGGGCGACGUUGCCGUAUCUAUGGUUCUCAAAAAUCCAACUAUAGCCCGUCUAGCGUCAGUCAAAGAUACAGGCAUAUCACCCAGGCCCUUGACUGGAGUUUCUGCAGUAGAUCCCACCUGUGUAUUGGAACCGGACCAGAUUGCUCAGAUUCGUUCGCUUUACGAUAAAAGGGGUAAACAAGUGGAAAAGGUUCUACCAUGCACGCCACUUCAAGAAGCUAUGCUAUCUAGCGGACAGUCAUCGUCGGCAUCGGCAUACUGUAACGUGAUGAUAUUUGACAUCAAGGGAGAUGUGUCUCGUCUACAAGAUUGCUGGGCGCUUAUGACUCGACGGCAUGAAAUCCUUCGCACGGCUUUCAUAUCGACAGAGGAUCCGUCGUACGCUUUCGCCCAAGUCGUCCUAAACGAGAAUGAAGUCCUCUGGCACCAUCAGGAUUUACAAGCCGAUGUGCGAUCACGCACCAAUGAGGUUAUGAGGACCCUUCUCGAGACCAACAAACCACCCGUCUUUCUCGCUCUUGCCCACGAAGACACCUCCACUGAAUUGUUGUUUUGUUGCCAUCACGCACUAUACGACGGCAUUGCUAUUGAAACAAUUCUCCAGGAGAUACAAGACUCUUACUCCGGACGCGAACUUUCACCUCCAAUAUCUUACAACGUCUACUUGCAGCAUAUGCUUUCCCAGGACUUUAUCAAAGCUGAUCAAUACUGGACUGAAUCUUUCAAGGACUGCGAACCGACGUUUUUCCCUAAUCUUACUGGCCAAGCUACCAUACUCCGACCCGGUCCAGCUUCUGUCACCAGGUGUUUGCAGAUACCUCUUAGUGAGGUGCGUCAAGCUUGUAAGAGCGCAUCCAUCUCACUGCUUUCGGUAGUACAGACUGCGUGGGCUAAACUGCUGCAUUACUAUACCGGGGAGAACGACAUAUGUUUCGGAAAUGUUGUGAGUGGGCGCACUUUGCCCGGUGAUAGCCUAGAACGCCUUGUUGCACCAUGCUUCAACACCUUGCCUAUUCGUGUUAAGUUCGACUUCCACGAAAAAAACUCGACCUUGACCAGCCUAGUCCACGAUUUCAAUGUCGAAUCACUGGCGUUUCAAUUGACGCCUCUCCGUCGGAUUCAAAACCUUGUGCUCAAGGACGGUGGCCAUCUAUUCGAUACCCUUGUCAUCCUCCAGCAGCCGGGUAAGCCACUAGACGAUUCUAUUUGGACACUUGAGCAGGAUUUGGGUGAGAUGGAUCUGCCGAUAGUCUGUGAGGUGCUCCAAGACCAGAUCAAAGAUACCUUGACGUUAGUCCUCCACUACCAGACCUCUUUACUCUCGGAUGCGGAUGCCAAGAUCGUUGCCGAAACUUUCGACAACAGUCUUUCGACCUCGAUUAAGUUUCCUCAGGCACCUGCUAAUGAUACUGUGGGAUUUCCGAGCCAUCUUCGGGCGGAGUCCAACACCAACUUCCAGCCCUUCGACACUCACGCAAGCUUUUUGCAUUCUGGAUUCGAGCGAAACGCAUUGCAUCAGCCGGAUGCUAUCGCGCUAGACUUUCUGCAUGCAGACGGAACAAAAACGGUGUGGUCAUUUAAAACACUGAAUGAAAAAGCUAACGACAUUGCGCAUGCCCUGAUGGAUCACCACGUGGGGCUGGAAGAGAUCGUCCCCAUAUACAUGCCGAAAUGCCCCCAAUUUUACGCCAGCAUCCUAGGUGUUCUCAAGGCUGGUGCUGCGUUCGCCCCCGUGCACCCUGAUCUUCCGGAAGCACGAAAGAAGUUCAUGUUCACAGAGUUGGAAGCGAAAGUGGUCCUCUGUUCUAAAGAUCAGGCAGUCCCGAAAGUCUGCACUGAAGCGCAAAUGAUUCAAGUAGAAAGCAUCGAUCACAGCUCCAAACUCACCCCUCCCAUCCUAGGUUUCAAGAACUCGAACUUGGCCUAUUGUCUUUUCACUAGUGGCUCAACAGGAGUUCCGAAAGCCGUCAGCAUGGAACAUCGCGCUCCUUGUCAAACUAUUGAAAGCUCCAGGUCGAUUGUUCCGUGGAAUUCUUCCUCAAGGCUCCUUCAAUACGCAGCAAUUACUUUCGACAUGUGCUACUUCGAUUGUUUCCUCGCUUGGACCUUGGGCUUCACUCUUUGUGCCGCAGAGCAAAGGGAGAUGCUGAAUGAGCUGCCAAAGGUCAUCAACACUCUCCAUGUCGAUUUACUGGAUCUCACGCCUUCUGUUGCCGUGUCGCUAAAAAGAUCUGAGCUACCUAGAGUUACAUGGCUGUACUGCAUCGGCGAAGUCAUGUCAGUCGAGAUCGUGAAGGAAUGGGGUAGCGCGAGUUUCAACUCCUACGGGCCAACUGAGGCUGCCUUCUGCACGACAAUGUUUCCAGUGAAAGAAAGUGUUAGCACUUCUGUCAUCGGAAAGCCCUUUGCAACGACCUCUUUCGCUGUCUUCCCUCCACUAGGCGACCGACCAUUACCACUACUGAGCAUCGGAGAAUUGUACAUCGGAGGUGCACAGCUAGCGCGAUGCUACCUAGGCAAAUCUCAGCUUACAGAGGAGACUUUUGUCUCUCGAUGUGGGCAGAGAUUCUAUAAGAGCGGCGACAUGGUCCGAAUGUUAGGCGACGGUAAAUUUGAAUUUGUUGGCCGUGUAGAUGACCAGGUUAAAAUUCGAGGACUAAGAGUCGAGCUGGGCGAGGUUAAUCAUGUGCUUCAAGACUCUCAUCCUGAUGUUACAACUGUUGUUACGCAGAUCUUGAAGAAAGAUGCAACAGCGAAGGAGCAGCUUGUAGCGUUCCUCGUCGCGAAUCGAGAGAUCGAUGAGAGUGAACAUGCCGAGAUCCAACACGCGCUGAGAGAGCGUGCCAGCAAACGCCUUCCGUCGUACAUGGUGCCUCAGUUCUUCCUCUUUGUUAAAAGUAUACCACGAUCGAUGGCUGGCAAGAUUGACAAGACGGCUUUAACAAGGAACUUUUGCGAAGCAGCAGAAGUGAAGCCACUUCCGAACGGGACUGCUGAGCAUGGUUCAGUUCAUCACUGGACUGAACUUGAGAAUCAAGUUCGGGAUAUAUUCGCACGACUAUCGAAAACAUUACCAGAAGACAUACUACCAACCACGUCAAUGUACCAACUUGGCCUUGAUAGCAUCAGCGCAGUCCAAGUUGCUGCUACCCUGCGCAGACAAGGCCAUAGCGUGGAUGCUGCGGAUGUCAUGAAACAUAUGACUUGCACUGCGAUUGCAGCAUGCAUUGAUCAACCAAUACCUUCAGUGAUACCGACAGCUUUACAGUUCGACUUCAAUGCUUUCGAACAAAAGCACAAAGCACUGGUGCUGAUAGCAUGCGAUAUCAAUGGAGAGAAUGUCGAGGCCAUCCGGCCCUGUACCCCUCUUCAAAAGGGUAUGAUUUCGCUGUUCAUUGCGAAAGAGGGAGCCACUUAUAUGAACUAUCUGCGCUUGCAAUUAGAAUCCAACGCAAACCUCGAAAACCUGAAAGAUGCAUGGACCGCGGUGAUGAAACGCCAUGCCAUGUUACGAACCGGUUUUGCUCACGUCAAGGACACUCACCAUGCUUUUCUCAUGAUUCAAUAUAAUCCAGAAGCUGUCAAUCUACCUUGGAGCGACACAACGCAAGAGAACGACCGGAUUGAAACAACCAACGAUUGGCUACGAACGCUACAGGACAGAGCUUUGAGAAAGCUUCAUUCGCCGCCCUGGGCAUUACGAGUUGUUUCAGAUGGAUCAAAAGUAUACCUCGACAUUGGCAUGUUCCAUGGACUUUUUGACGCACAAAGUCUUCAGUCUAUUUUCAAUGAUGUCACGGCUCUCUACCAGGGCCAAUCUCUCUCGACACCAAUCAGCUUGAUCCCAGUCAUUGAUCACAUUCUCUGUUCAAAUUACGACGACACCAAGGGUGCAGAAAGCUUCUGGAUGCAGCUCGGGAAGAAAGGCAGUCCAUGCCGUUUUCCCAAUCUAGCGCCUUUGCGAUACGACCCCAAGCCUUCAGUAGUAUUUACGAAACAGUCAGCACGGCCUUUACCUGAGCUAGAAAAGGGAUGCCAACUAGGAAACAUCACACUCCAGGCCGCCGGUAUUGCGAGCUGGCUUUGCCUUUUAUCCGCAUACACCGGAGAGAGAUCAGUCACCUGCGGAGUAGUACUUUCGGGCCGCAACUUUGAGGCUGCUGAAGAUGCCGUCUUCCCUUGCAUUAACACCGUGCCUUUUGUAUGUACGGUAGCCGAGGAGAGCAAAGAGAUGCUUGAUGCAGUCAUGCAGCUGAAUGCUGAGGUCCAAAGAUAUCAGUUUACUCCACUUAAUGACAUACAGAAACUGAUGGGCUACCCGAAUGAGCCUCUAUUCGAUUCCAUUUUCGCCUAUCAAAAACUUUCCGACAACAAGAACCAGGAAUGUCCUUGGAGGGUAGUUGAUGAACAAGGAACAAUCGAAUACCCGGUAUCCAUCGAAUUAGAGCCUAAGAAUGGUUAUCUGGAAUAUCGAAUUACCUUCUUGCCGCACGUCAUACCAAGGGAACAGGCUGGUUUAAUCCUCGAACAGAUCGACCAUUUGAUGGAGCGCUUCAUCUUUCCUGCAACAUCUCCCACGCUCGAACCUUCAUUCGAUCCAAAGCUCUACUCUAUCAAUCCGGCGAAAGAGCCGUGUUUGCCUUCAGAAGCUAGCCUGUUACAUGAGCUGGUCGAGCUUAGCGUAACGAAGCACCCACAGCGCCUCGCUUUUGAAUUUGUUCGUGCACGACCUAAUGGCGCUCUCUGGAGUCAAAAGUGGACGUACGCGGAGCUCGAUGCUGAAGGGAACAAAAUUGCAAACCUCCUUAUCACCCAUGGCAUUCAGCCAGGCAACCUAAUCGGGGUGUGCUUUGAAAAGUGUCCAGAGGCUUCUUUCGCAAUGUUGGGCAUCUUGAAGGCAGGGUGUGCUUUCGUCGCAAUCGAUCCCGGAGCGCCCGCUGCACGUCAAGCCUUCAUUAUCAAGGACUCUCAGGCUCGGGCCGUUCUUUCAAUGUCAACCCAAUCCGCUCGAUUCAAGGAGAGCGUGGAUUUACUAGUUCUGAACCUGGAUAAGGUUGCGGUGCAUUCAAUGUCCAAGAACGCCCCCUUACAAAACAAGAAGGUCGGGCCUCAGGAUCGCAGCUACUGCUUAUAUACCAGUGGUACCACUGGUACGCCCAAAGGAUGCAUAUUGACGCAUGAGAAUGCUGUACAAGCUCUCCUCGCCUUCCAACGCUUGUUCGCCGGACAUUGGGACGCAGAGUCGCGGUGGCUACAAUUCGCAUCCUUCCAUUUCGACGUUUCUGUGCUUGAACAAUACUGGAGCUGGGCUGUUGGUAUCUGCGUUGUAUCAGCGCCCCGAGAUCUCAUCUUUGAAGAUUUAGCAGUUUCAAUCAGGACUAUGGGCAUUACGCAUAUCGACCUGACACCUAGUCUUGCCCAGUUACUACACCCCGAUGACGUACCAAGUCUUUGUAAAGGGGUCUUUAUUACUGGAGGCGAGAGCCUGAAGCAAGAGAUAUUAGACGUGUGGGGCCCAACGGAUGUGAUCUACAACGGCUAUGGCCCGACUGAAGCGACGAUCGGCGUUACGAUGUACCCUCGCGUGCCCGCUAAUGGUAAACCUUCCAACAUCGGUCCACAGUUCGACAACGUGGGAUCUUUUGUGCUGCAGCCUGGUUCAGACGUCCCCGUGCUUCGAGGCGGUGUUGGCGAGCUGUGUGUCUCAGGCAAACUCGUUGGGCAAGGUUACCUCAACCGUCCUGACCUGACUGAGGAACGAUUUCCGUACCUGCAACGUUUUGAAGAGCGCGUGUAUCGAACCGGCGAUCUAGUGAGACUCCUGUACGACGGUGCAUUCGACUUUCUAGGUCGUGCGGACGACCAAGUCAAGUUGCGCGGACAACGACUAGAGGUUGGCGAGAUCAACUCGGUUGUCAUGCAAGCCGGAGAUGACAUAUCGGACGUUGCAACGCUGGUACUCAAGCACGCCAACCAGCAAAAGGAGCAGCUUGUCUCAUUCAUGGUUCUGGGAAGAAGAACGGGCGGUCCACCCAAGGUUCUACUAGACACCGCAAGCGGUACAACUAGUGCGAAGGAAGCAUGUCAAGAGAAGCUACCACCCUAUAUGGUUCCGACGCAUUUUAUUCCGCUUACGUCCAUGCCCCUGAACGUCAACAACAAGGCAGAUGCAAGAAAGCUAAGAGAGAUCUACGAUGCCUUAUCAGCUAGCGAUUUGCAAAGGCUGUCAAUCACAUCGAACGGACGAGAUGCGGACGUUUGGUCAGAGCAAGACAGGGAACUUCGCCAGGUGCUCAAGGAGAACCUAGAUGUAGCCGAGGAUUCGAUCAGUAAAGAUACCAGCUUCUUCGAGCUGGGUAUGGAUUCUAUAUCCGUGAUUGGUUUGUCAAGGGCAAUGAAGCAGGCAGGCUUUGCGAACGUAACCGCGUCAGUGGUAAUGAGGUGCCCUACCAUUCGCCGACUCUCCAAGGCUUUUACGAGCAAGGGCACUAUCCAAAGUGAUCGUGGUUCGAUACUCGCAGCACAACAGGCUAUUACCGCGAUCCAGCAUCGUCACAGGCGAACGGUCGCUCAUUCUCUUUCGAUCGACCCAUCAACGAUCGAGGCACUGGCGCCAUGUACACCCCUCCAGCAAGGCAUGAUCGCACGAUAUCUGGAAAGCGAUAAUGGCCUUUACUUCAAUAGUUUUCAGUUCCAACUGAAUGGCAAUGUCAACGAAGAAAGGCUUCAGGCAGCCUGGGAGAGCGUGUUUGCGUCAACCCAGAUCUUGCGAACCGUGUUCGCAAACACGGAAGACGGCUACGUUCAGGCAGUACUACAAGGGAUCCCUCUUGCUUGGUCACUACAAACCCUCACCAAGCAUGAGUCUGUGACCAGCUGUGUGGAUCGGCUGAGGCAGAAUUGGCUACCGCUCAAUCACACCGAACUCCUACAGCCGUUCCAAGUCGUUUUAGUUACAACACCGACCCACAAGCUCCUCGUAGUUCACAUUUUCCAUGGAUUGUAUGAUGGCAAUAGCAUUGGACUCAUGUUCAGAUCGAUUUGGGAUGCCUAUAACGGACGAAAGCUCGACAACCGUGGACCAUCGUUCCACUCUGCCCUCGCUCACGGUCCGUUGCGGGUGAUCGACGGCGCAAAGACCUUCUGGCGGGAACAGCUGUCAGACAUGAAUUUCAGGCCGUUUCCUAUCCUUGUCGACAACCCAAGCGAAGAUACCGUCAUUGUCACACGAGAGUUACAUGCGUUGACAUCCUUCGACACCAUCAGGCGCAAACUUGGUGUUACACCUCAAGCUAUCGCUCAGGCUUGCUGGCACAGUGUUCUUCAAAAAUACGUCAAGGGAACAGUAACAACAGGUGUAAUCGUCUCAGGUCGCAGUAUGGACCUUGUGGAUGCGGAUCGCAUCAUGGGGCCAAUGUUCAACACCAUCCCGUAUCAGCAGAGUCUCCAAAGCGGCCAAACCUGGGCUGAUAUCAUCAAAGGGGUGCAUGAGUUCAACACAGCUGCUCAUCCGUACCAGCACACUCCACUAAGAGACAUCAUGAAGUGGUGUAAGAGGAGUCCAAGCCAGCCACUCUUCGACAAUCUUUUCGUCUACCAGGUGGGAACAGGCGGGGAAGAGUGGGCGAAAAACGAUAGUUGGGAGGUGUUCGAUGGGGGCGCCAUUGCAGACUACCCUCUCGCGUUCGAGAUUGAGCAGAAGGCAGACGAUCACUUCAGCUUGACAUUGGUCUCACAGGGGCACAUUUCGAAUCAGAAAACCUCGCUCGAACUCCUCGACCAAUUUGAGGAAGCACUGCGACAGGUUUUGGCAGAUCCAGCGGCCAUGUUGGAGCUACCUGUCAUGCUAAACGGCACUAUGAUGAACGGAACAUCUGGAGAGAAGCAUCCGAUGAACGGGAUCAAUGGCACAACAGAUUUCAGUUGGACGGAAAAUGCCAUCAAAAUCAAGGAAGAGAUUGCUGGUCUCUCUGGCGUUGCGGUUGAGGAUAUUAACGAAACAACGUCCAUCUUUGAGCUUGGCCUUGACAGUAUCGACGCAAUCAAGCUAUCGUCAAAGCUCAAGAAACGCAACGUUGAACUUCCGGUCAGCGGUAUCAUGCGUGGCCUCACCAUCGCGAAAAUGGUCCCGAACAUCUUAGGCGAUGAGACGCAGCAAGGCGAAAGCUCUAUCGAUGUAGACAUAUAUCUUGACAAGCAUAACCUCAAUGGUUACCUCGAUCAAAGCGACUUCGAUACCAGCAAUUUCGAGGAUAUUUUCCCUCUGACGCCUCUGCAAGAAGCCAUGGUCGCCGAAAUGAUCGCAUCCGAGUAUACGAGGUACUACAACUACGAUGUGCUGAAGCUGGAUCCUAGCACCAACCUCGACACGCUACAAGAUGCCUGGACCCAGGUCGUUGUAAAGUCGCCAAUCUUGCGCACUUCUUUCGUGGAAGUGCAGGAUCCCAGUCUAGACGCCUCUUUCAUACAGAUCGUCCACAAACAGCCCCAUGACUUCUGGUCACGGACCAAAGUGGAGAACGACCCCGACUUUCCUGAGGUGUUCGAAAGGCUCCGCAAUGAUGCGAUCAAUCUUGGUCUACAUGAGCCUCUAUUUCAUGUCAUGGUAGUUGAGGCACCCACACACGUCUAUCUUGUCCUGUCAAUCGCACAUGCCCUCUACGAUGGCUGGUCUCUUAGUUUGCUGCACUCCGAUGUUCAUGACGCUUAUCACGACCACUACACACCUCGACCAAGCUACGAGCUCUCGUUGGCGGAGAUUCUAUCAGCAUCCGAUUCAAAUGCUACAUCAUUCUGGCAAGACUUUCUCUCAGGCGCCAAACCUAGCCCCUUUCCUCGUCGACCGAAAGAUUCCAGUGACAAUAAGGGACAUGCGCAUCGCCACCAGAAAGGCAGCCAGGCGCUUCUCAGCGAUGUCUCGUCCUUUGCUAGGAAGAGUGACAUAUCCUUGCAAACGCUUGGACAGACGGUCUUCGCUUUGGUACUAGCAUCGUAUACGCAGUCUCUAGACGUGACGUUCGGUUCUGUCCUCCUAGGUCGUGACGAUGACAAAAGUUCGCAGCUACUAUUUCCCACAAUGAACACUGUCGCGAUACGUACAGUGCUGCACGGGACUGGAAACGACAUGUUGCGCUAUGUUCAGGACAACUUCACAAGCAUCAAAAAGUGGCAGCACUUCCCGCUUCGCAAAGCUUGGUCCCUGGCAAGCUUUGAUGGCAAACUGGCCGAAACUUUGUUCAUAUAUCAGAAGAGUUUAGACGGGGGGGAAAGCAAAGGGCAGAAGCUCUAUACGAGCAUUGAGGGGCAUAGCGAUGUCGAGUAUUUGGUUUGCGUGGAAAUGGAGCUGGUGAAAGACCAGCUGAUAUGGCGGUGCGCCGUGAAGGAUGAUGUGUUUUCGGAAGGAGGGGCACAAGAAUUACUGGACCAGCUGGACGAUGUGCUGCGACACAUUAUUAGUCAACCGGAAGCCCCUGUGAUCGAGGUUACGUCGCAGGGCACAUCUGUCUACGGCCUGCGCGCAUUCGAGGAGAAACAACAAGAUGCUCGCAUUACUAACGGCACAUCAAUCGGCCAACCCACGGAUACCGAAAGCGAGCCAGAAUCACAAACCGCACGCAGAAUUCGUGCGGUCCUGGCUGCUGUUUCCAGAACGCCUGAAGACGAGAUUACGAAAGACAUGAGCAUCUUCCACGUCGGCCUAGACUCCAUUAGCGCGAUCAAAGUUUCGUCGCUUCUUCGCAAACAGAACAUAGUCCUCAGUGUUGGAGAGAUGCUUCAAGCGGGCACGGUCGAAAAGAUGGCCAAGUUGGUUGAUACACGAAUGAUUGAUCCUAGAGAGGAAAAUGGUGACUAUGCAGCUGCCCUCAACGAAGCCCUAAAGGAUCUUGAUCGUGCGGACAUCUGCUAUCGAGCGGAUAUAAAGGACACCAACGUUUCAGACGUGUUACCGAUAACCGCUGGACAACUGUAUACUUUGUCGAUGUGGCUCAGUGGGAAGGAUACCAACUUGUAUCCCAACUUCUCCUACGAGCUCCAAGGAUCAGUUAAUUUCGAAGAACUUCUCAAGUUGUGGCAAGACCUGGUGUCGGCGAAUCCGAUUCUGCGGACAUGUUUCGUUCCUACCAAGAACGAGCAUACGCCCUACGUGCAGGUAGUAUUACGAGAAUCAGACGCCUCUGCAACAAACAUCACUGGGCUCGACGAAGAUCAAAUUAGCGAUACUAUCAGUAGGCUCGCUCCAAGGCAGCCAUGGGCACAUCUACUGGUCUCACAAACAUCGAAUGGCUGGAAUAUUGGGCUUAGGAUCCACCAUGCGCUGUACGACGGUGUUAGCUUGCCUCUUGUGAUGGCGCAGUUUCAGGAUCUCUGCAACAACAUCGCUGCACCCUCACCAAACGACACAUUCAACAAGCUUAUAGCUGCCUCCUCUAUCGCGGCCAAGCGCAACGACCGUCAAUCAUUCUGGAAGAAGUACCUCAAGUCUUCAAAGCAACAGCACCUGUCUCAAUUGUUUGCAGCAACAAAGGCCAAGGUGGAAAUCUUCAAUCCGGGGUACGUUCCAACAUCCGGGUUGGACGCACUUGCUCGUACACAUGGUAUCUCGAUCCAAUCGCUCUUCCUCGCCUCAUAUGCAAGGUGUUAUGCCACCAUGACAGGCACUGCUAUUGGUGAGGACGUAUUCAUUGGAGUGUACCUCGCAAAUCGCUCGCUUCCUGUCGAGAACAUCGCAUCAGCUGCUGUUCCUACGGUGAAUAUACUUCCACUUCGGGUGACGACAUCAAAGGAACAGGAUCUCGUAGCUGUAGCGAUCCAAAUCCAGCGUGACCUUCAAGAGAUCAGCAAGCCAGUGAACGCCGCCGCGAGCCUCUUCGAGAUUAGCGAGUGGACAGGCGUUAAAGUCGAUACCUUUGUCAACUUCCUCACUCUUCCAAACGACGAAGAGCAAAAACUUAUCAGUGGCGAGAAUGAUAUCAAGAUCAAUUUAGUCAAGCAGUGGGAGCAAGCAGUCUGCCGGGUCUCAGAAAUUGAAGACAAGAGUUCAGAGGUGCCUUCUGGACUUCACAACGAGCGCGUCAGCGAUGCAUAUCUGUAUGCGAUCAACAUUGAGGCUGCCGUCCGCAACGGGUCUUUGGAUAUAGGCGUUUUCACGCCAACGAACCUGCUGAGCUUGGAGCAAGGGAAAAGCCUCCUGGAGGAGCUCAAGUAUGCCUUGACCAGUAUCAAACUGGAUUGAGCCCAAAAAGCGAUGGCGUCUGGAGUUUGGGGGGAAAGGAGUGAUGGGUUUUCGCAUUGGCGAGGCGUUCAGAGGGAUGCUGCAGGCAGCAUUUAUCAUGUUUUCAAGUAGUUUUACGGUCACUCUACGAGUUCUUCUGACU